AUGGCGACCGAUAAUGCUCCCCCAAUGGACGAGAAGGCGAAGCGGACAAGGGAGCUUCUGGCGAGCUUCUACUCGACGGAGGCUUCAACGGCUGGCAGGGCCGUUCCAGUCUCACCUUCUAGAGUCGCCACCUUGGAUUCUAUCAACUCCCCUUCCUUCGAUCCCGAUGUCUACAUGAAUCUUUUGGUAAUGCUAGAUCUGCACUCUCUCCUUUCUCUUUCUUCAUCAAUCCAUGCUCUCUCUUUCUCUCUCCUUCUCAUUCGCUGUCUUACUGCCUCUUCCAGUUAAUCUCUGUCUGUCCGUCUAUCUCUCCACGUUUUCCGAGUAGUAUAUCUUCAUGCUGGUCUGCUUUACGUUUCUCCCUUUCGAAUUGGCUAUUUCUGAUCCCCCUUUCUCUUGUCAUUGCUGUCCUAAGGUUCUCUUAAAUUAUGAGGAAAACGCUAGACUUUAACUCAUUUACUUUCUGGUAGAGCAUCGGUGAAGUUAUUUUAUUUAUCCGGCGUGCACAUUUCCAUAAUUUCCUUAAUUUGGUGAUAAAUACUGUUGCACUAUUGUAAUUUCCGUAAUCUCCCUUUCAAUUGCCAUGAUGUUCAUUUUUUCUUUUGCAGAUUCGAAAGACAAAUUUGGAGGGGCUUCUCCAUAAGCAUGUUGAGAUGGCCGCUGAGAUAAAGAAUCUAGAUACAGAUCUACAAAUGCUAGUGUAUGAAAAUUACAACAAAUUCAUCAGUGCAACGGAUACAAUUAAGAGGUAACUUUAUUUUCAGACUUAGUUUUCUUCUAUUAUACUCACACUGCUAUCUUUUAUUAGACUUCCACGUUAUGGCUGCAGUCAAAAUUUUGAGACCACCAUCAUUUUUUGCUGCAACAUCUAGCUUCCUCUCAUACCCUGCUGUUCCUGAGUGUAGGAAAAAUGUUAUCCUUAAAGAGAAAGCAGAUGAGGAUGUUGCAUUUUUGAUUAAUUUAUGCCCUUCUUUUCCUGUCUUUAGUUGAUUUCUUUCGUUUUUUACGAGUUCUCAGACUUUGUGCCCGUUUUUGGAUCAAGCGAAAUGAUUUCAUUACUUUUCAUUUUAAUCUCAUACAUAUGAAAUUUAUUCAUCAAAUAUAAGUUUUUCUUAACGAAAGUAGAACGUUAUUAUUAUGUCCAGUCUGGCGGAAUUAGGUGAUCUUUUAUUUUAUUUAUUUCAUUUUUACUGCAAAGGAGGUCCAUAUUCCUCCCUUGGAACUAGACCGAUCUGAAUUGGCUAAUAAUGAGCUGAAUUAGUAGUCCUUUUUGCAAGCAGCUGAUUUCUCCUGUUUUGAUUUGAACUCGAGUCUCUUGAUCGCACUUUAGUUCAAAGUACGUGAAUACGAAGGUGCUCUAGCAAUGUGCUCUGAGUGUUUUUCUUUUGGUCGAGGUCGACCUUAACAAAGUGUUGGACGUGGUCUACUGUUCUUCUGCGCAACAAGGGAACAUAUGCUUUCAUCCUUUCUCAAAGAUGAUUAUAGGGUCGGGGUUCAGUAGGAUGACUAGUGGAGGGGUGGGUAAAGAGGAGACUGAGGAAUACAUUUUUCGUAGUCUCUUUCUUUGUCUACGAUGAUAAGAGAAAGAUACGAAUAUUUCUUUUUGUUCUCGCAUGGGAAUUUUCUAUUUAAUCCAAUUAACAUCUCUACCAUAUAGUGAAAGGGUUUCUAUGCUCAUGAUAAUUUCACUUAAGCCAGAAAAUUUUGACAGUCCCAUCCAAAAGUCACUAUCUGAAGGUGCUUUUUUUGUAGCGUAGCACGGUUUGAUAAGGUAAAUAACAGAAGCUUAUGAUAUGAAUGUAGGAUGAAGAAUAAUAUUGUGGGUAUGGAGGCAAAUAUGGAGCAGCUUCUUGAAAAGGUUCUUGGAUUCUACUUUAUUAUUGGCAUUUUUAUGGCGAUAUUUCCCUUUGUAUGUUCCCUUCUUAUUCUGUUACUGUUUCAGAUUAUAUCCGUGCAGUCAAAAAGUGAUGGAGUCGAUACAUCCCUUUUCGCAAAGCGAGAAAAGAUUGAAAAGUUGCAUCGAACACGAAAUUUUCUCCGUAAAAUUCAAGUAUUACCUUGAAACUUACUACUUUAUUUUUUAAUCUUGCUACAGUUGCUUUCUUAUAUUUGUGGAUUAGCCUUGGUAUUACUAUUGGUUUUCUAUGCUCAAAUAAAAGGAUUCAUCAAACAAUGUUUAGAGCAUGCAGGGCUGUACUUUUGGUGUUUUUCUUGCCACGGGCAUCUAAUUUGCUUGUCUUCUGGGGAAUUUAUACAGAAAGUUCGAAAGUACUAAACAUAUAUAUGUUCAUUUCUAUGAGGAACAUUGCAUGUUUGUUAUUCUCGUAUGGUUGUGAUUAGUACAAUUUUUUGGCUAGAUAUAAUAAGAUAUAAUAUGCUACUAUAUUCCUGAUCAUCUGGACUUGUGUUUCUUAAAAAGUAUGGAAAUAAGCCUUGGGGAGAAAAUGCUAUGUAGAAUGGUAAAGUACAUUGGCCAAAAUUGCGUUAUUAAAUCUAAGAAUGAACAAGAAUAAAAGAAAAAAACUCAUGUUUUUGGAAAAAUUAAUGUAGUUUACUUGAUAAUUAGUGCAGUAGAGACGUAUUUUUGUUUCUUUGUUAAAAUUGUGAGACCAUAGCACUGACUUUGAAGGAUAUCUGUGUCGCUUAACUCCAAAAAGAGAACCUAUGCAUAUUCUACUAAAUUAUUAAUUUCUUGUUUGUGGACGCAUCUUUCUAAUUCUUCUGGGCCUGGUAUACUUUUAUUUAUACUAUGAUCUUCUUACGAAUUCUUCUUACAAAUGUGCAGUUCAUCUAUGAUCUUCCGGGACGGCUUCAGAAGUGUAUUGAAUCAGAAGCAUAUGCUGAUGCAGUACGAUUUUUCAUUGGAGCCAAGCCAAUUUUCGAGGUUCAUUUUUGUUUCUUUUAUUAUUGGUGUUGUUUUAUAAGCUCUUCGACCUAUCUAAUCUCUUUAUUCUCUAUUUUAGGCUUAUGGAGGUUCAUCUUUCCAAGAGUGUAAAAUAUCAUCUGAAGAGACAAUGAAGUUGGUUAUUGAAAACCUCAAAGUAACCUUCUUUUCCCUGAUUAUUUGUUUAAAAUCUUCAAAACUCUCUCGUGUCUUCUAAUUUGUUGCCCUUUCGUAACUUGUUAUUUGUUGGUUUCCUUGUGCCAUUUAGUGUAUAUACUCCGUUGACCAGUAUCUUUGGUUUUAGUUGUUUUUAACAUAGAAAAUCAGUUGGACAGAUGACAAAAAAAGAUAACUAGGUGGUACCAUGGUUAUUCAUGCUAUCAGAAAUCCCUGUUGCUGGAUAUUUUUUAGUUGAACUACUUCAUCUGCAUUCAUGUUGUCUUACUGACGAAAGUUCCUUGUUUCAUCUGCAUAAUUUGUACCCUUUUGCCUUAUCUUCAAAUAUCCUGUUAUUGGACUGCUUGCAAGUAAAUGCUUUUCAUUUUUACUACUUUUAUCAGUUAGUCAAGCGCGAUAAUGAAGGAAAGUUAUAUGUUAUCUAACACAAUUCAUUAAAAACCUUUCACCAAGUUGUUGUGCAUGUACGGAUGUUGAAAGAGAUAAAUAAAUGGCAAUGACCACAAUGAUCAGCUUUGAAAACGAAUGGCUUUAUUAACAUUUUUUUCCCACAAUUUUACCAUAGUCCUCUAAUGGAUCAAAUUGGACUUUUAUUCUUUGAUUAUCGAAUACAUCACUAAUUCCCUUCACAUAUUUUUAUGUAUUAGUUUAGAGUUUUGUCGUAGAGGUGUUGUGAACCUGAUGGUUGAUCUAUUUCAGAAUUAUAUGCUUGCUAUGUUUCAUUUUCCUCAGUAUUGGAUUUUUAUAGUAAUUGUAUUCAUCCAAUUGUAUCUCAAUUUUUUCUGAUUACAUGUCUAAAUCUGCUGGUUAAUCAUAGGUUCAGGUGCUUCUCUGUAAAUUGACACUAACUGUAAUAUAUAAUGGUUUUUCUGAAUUGUUCAUUCUUUCCCGAAUGUUUCUCAGGGGAAAUUAUACUCAGAUACUGAACCUAUCGAAGCAAGAGCAGAAGCUGUCGUGCUUCUUAAACAGUUGAACUUCCCUGUUGGUACUUCGCCCUUUUAUUCUGUCUUUUAUGGCGUAUUUUGGUGUCAGAGAACUUUUAAUGUUUCAUUCCUUUCUAAGAACUGAGUUGUUAAUGAUGAAUCACAUGUACUGUCUUGUAAGAGAGAUAUCUCGUGUCUGCUGAUUUAUUCUACUGGCCCUUACCAGAAAAGACAUGCAUAAUUGCAUUUGCCUGUGGCAAUGGCAAAUUAGAUAUUUUGUAUGAAAUAUCCUUGGGCAUUUCUUUGUUGUCAGGGAAGAUUCAAAGAAAAGAAAAGAAAAUAUCUAAUCUUACUAUGCGUAAUACAUGACAGAAAAUGAAGGCUUCCGAUUUCUAGUUAUUUUCUUGCUAGCAAGCCUGGUGACAAAAUGUGCGAAUCUUUUUAUGUUUUGAAGGUUGAAGAUCUAAAAAACAAGAUGCUUGAUAAGCUAGAGGACUUCCUUCUUGAUUUUCAUAAAGAAUCAAAAAGGAUGGGUAUCACCAAUACAGAGUUAGAUGAACCAAAUGGUGUAGGUAAUCAUUCAGAUUCAGCUCGAGCUAUAUCACAUCUGACUGCAUCCAGCCAGGUAAACUAUCCAUGGUUUUUACCAGAGUAUGUUAACUAUGCUUUCUCAAAUCAUAUGAAGUGUUGACUUAUUUUCUGCGUUCAUCAUACUGUCGUACUCUCGUUUCCAAAAAAAUUACCAGAUUCAUUCUUGUUGAUCGUUUAGAAAUGUCUACAUGGUUGAUUUCCAAACUAAACUAUCUGUCGAAAUUUGAAUGUAUUUUCGUUGAUAUCUUUUAUUGAGAGUGUGGGCUGAUAUUUCAAACUAAAUUUUCUUUGGGUACUGGUAAUAUUUCAGUUAGUGUUGGUUGAAAAACAAAGCGUAGGAAAGAGGGUUUAUCAGAUUGAACUUGGGUCCAACUAACCUGAAAAACAAGUCUAAUCAGUUCCUUUAUAGGUUCUUUCAAAAAUUUAUAUAAAUAAGAACAUAAUAAAUGGACUGGUAAGUUUUUCAGCUAUGGCUGUAUAUCAUCAAGAUGAAGUCUCACCAAAUGCCCUAAUUAUCCAUAGAAAAAUCUCCCAUAACUACACUCUGCUGUUAUUGCUCAAAAGAGAUCUGCAACGGAGCAGUUCAGUGAUACAAAAAAAAUUCUUUCUUAUCAGCAUGGAUGUCUUAUUGCUCAAGCUUUUCAACUGUAUACGAUUGUUGGUUUUAUCUGGAAAUUAAUAAUUUUCUUCAAUCGAACUCUUAAACUUCCUUCUACCAGAUUUCUGAUUGAUUGACAUUGCACUGUACCCCUGCCAUUUUUUUGAUUUUUUGUGGGCAUCACUUUGUCUCUCAAUAUUUUGAGAAAUCAAUCCGACUUUUUCUUUUCUAUGCUUCCCAAACGUAGGCAUCAAUCGCUGAAUUUUCCAAGACCAUCAAUGCUUACCGGAUAAUAUUUCCUGACUCAGAAAGGCGGCUCAUAGAACUUGCACAAGACUUGUUUACAAAGUAACUAAUCUCCUAUGAUUCAUGUAUUACUGAAGCUUCUCAUAUGCUAAUCCUUCAAUGCUAAUAUUGUUAAUUUUUCUGUUUCAAGGCGCUAUGAGACCAUUCAACAGCGGAUAACAGAACAACUAUCUUCAGAAGCUCUAAUGUUGGCCUUGCGUGAGAAUUUUACUUCAUCAAAAUGUGUUUCUCAUAUUAAUAUCUUGUCAUGUCAUUUUGUUUUUGUGUGCUGACACUGUUAUGGAGAUUUAGUGGAUUCGGAAAAUUUAAACCAUGUCACAAGGAAUAAAAAUAUUGAAGGUCUUCUGCUUCCAGAAUUUGUAUUGAAGAUAUUAAGUAUUGUUGUCCUUAGGGAUAGUGGAAAAAAGUUGAUGUGCAUUUGCCUCACUAAUUAGUGAAAAAUUUCUUGUUAAAUUAAGCUUCUCACCUUUGGUGCCUUUCUUUCAUCUUUCAGUUAAAGUUGACAUAUUGCACAUCAUUUGGUCAGGAUAAUGACCUUGCCCAUUUUUCAUUCGAUGAUGAUAGUAGCCACUUACAAACAAAUUAAAUAGGCCAAGAUCACUUAUCCUGAGAAGCGUGAUACCUUUUGAAGCGACAUAAAUGGGAAUGAGGAGUCUCCAUAUCAAGAAGUUCUAUUUGUCAACCCUAUUCAAGGAAUGGGUCAAAUAACUUAUCUAAAAAAUGAAAAUUUUAAUUAAUGAUGCAGGAUGUCUAAUAAUGGAUUGAACUUUGGGAUUAUUUUUUUUAUCUUCUCUAGUUUUUAAGUUGCCACAUGGGUAAUAUAUAAUUUAUUUUAUUAAUGUAGUGCUGAGAUUGAAUAAUCCUAGACGAGUUAAUAUUCCUAGGGCUUCCAAGUCCGAUUGAACUCUGUUAGAGGUCAGUGGAAUUAGUUUUCCAUUAACACCAUGUAUCCAUUAAGUAUUUGCCAAAAGACCAGAUACUUCUCCUCUGUCCUUUCUUCACUAGAAUUACGUAGUUCAAUAUUUCUCUUCUGCUGUUUUCACGAUUUUUCCCUCAAGAUUCCUCUCUCUCUCCACACUGCGGCGUCAGAGAAAAAGUUCUUGGUUCUUUUGUUGGCUUUGUGGUGACGAGGUUGCAGAGAGAAGAAAUCAAAUGUAGACAAUUUUUAAGGCUUUAAAUUUUUCCUGCUGGCUGUGAUGAAGUUGUAUGGAUCUGAGUAAAGAGUGAUGUUUAGGAAAGAAGUUACAAAUGAGGGUAAUGAAUAAUUGACUGCCCAUAAUCUUGCUUCUUUUAACCCAGGAAUCUGAGGUGGGAUGGGCAUAAUCCAUUCAUUCAACUUAGAAGAUGCUCAGCAAUACGCUUUAAUGGCAGGAAAAAGAGCUUGCUACUGUAAGCAAGGAAAUUAUAUGACUCUGUCAGAGAAAACAUAUUUGCUAUUUUGGGGGUUUUGAGUCUGAUCAAAUAGGCCAUAGAGCUAAAAACGACCCUAGGGUUGUCGUAGAUCUAAUCAGGGUCGUAGCAAUAGUUAUUGAGGAUAGGAAAGAACAUGAGUUGAACCUCACAAUGAUCUUGGUGAGACGAGUAUCAAAGAGGCCAUACCAUGGAAAACUCUUUUUCUUCAUCUUCCCAGCAGUAAAUUGGCUUUACACCCUGUGCAAGGAGAAAAGUACAAUUAGAGAAGGCACAAUAUCUAUCAAACCAGUGUGUUUUACAUUGGUGAAUGUAAACUGAAGCUGAAGGCAGAAAAUGUAAGUUUUUGUGUUUUCAUAUAUCCAGUUUAUGUUUUCAUAUAUACAGUUUACUGUGGAUGAUGAUAUAAAAAAGGUCAGUUGCAAUAUAGGGUCUGUGGACACUAUCUUUUAUUGGGAAAAUAUUGGUUAGAUGCUAAAGUUAAUACCUAUACUUUUUGGAAGAAUAUUAAGAAGUUGAUAUUGCAGCCUCGCUAGGAAAUAUCCUCAAAUAAUUGAACGUCCUAGGUGAAUGGUUUUCCAUUUGGUUAAAAAAAUUAAGAUUUAAGCUAAAGAAUCAGGGUGUGAUUUAUGUUUUGAUUGGAAAUGUGAUACCCGAGCGUAAUAUGUAGUAUCUAAGGACCAUCUAAUUGAAAUAUAAUGUUUAAUUAAACUUCCACGUUCUGUUUUAGCCUUGCUCACAUGGAAGAAAAAUAGAAGAAUGAUGUUUGAUGGCAAGUGUACUGUCAAAAAAAUAAAAAAAAUACUCUAGUUUUUUAUUCCUUGUUAUUACAUGCUUGACAUGCUAGAGCAAAUGUCAUGCCAUAAUGUUGUUAAUUGAUCAGUGAUCUUGUGAACUACAACUCUGUUGAUAGUUCUCUUUUUCUUUUUUUGCAAUGUAUUUUGCAUAUCCAGAAAGAAGUUUCAUGUUAUAUUUCAUUAUGUCUUCUGCCAUGAGAUAUUUGGAGGUUUAACAUAAGAAACCUCAAAUGGUUGCAGGAGAUAUUUGGUCUGAUGUAUCACUGAUGGAUCAAGUUUUACCUGAGGCUGCACUUCCUGUUAUUUCUUUGGAGGUUUUUCCUGUUAAUUUUUACAGGCACCGUUGUUAAAUUUUUUAUAUGCAUUUACAUUCUUAUUCACCGGACUUUAAUGAAAGCAAUGAUGUAUUGUUUCUGUGUACCAAUUCUCUCUUGUUAUUGCGGUUCCUUGCCACUCUCUUCCUCCACAUCUCUCUUUCAUUUUUUAACUCCUGUCGGUUCAAUAUACUGUUCUCCUCCCUUUCGUGUGUUUCUCUAUGUUCCUUUGACUCACUUCCCUCUAGAUCCUCUGUUGAUCUUCAGUCCCUUUCUGAUGGCAGCUCAAAUUCACAACAGUUCCAGUCGGAGUAACAGCAGCAGGUUUGAUGGGUGUGGGGUUUCAGUAAAUUCACAAACUGUCGUAUAGCUUGGAGGCGAAUUCAUGGGCUAUGGUGUAAAAUACUGUUUUUGUGGCCCCAAAUUUUAACAUGAAUAGCGGUGGAUUUUUUUUUUGUACCGAACUGCAGAAUAUAUCUUUUACCACCAAUGCCACAGAAAUUGAUAAUACCACCAGCCGACUCCUAGACAAAAAAAAUUAAUCAAUAAAAUUAUUUUUGGUAAUUUUAAGUACAAAAAUACAAAAGCAGGGUCGGACUGAUAUUUAGAGUUUGGUUAUUUGAAUUUGAGAGGCCUCUCAUUCGAAGUUUAUUCUUGAUCUUUUCGGAAUAAAGUUGUAGGAAAAUUAAUUUUUUCAUGUGACGAUUAUUGCCAGAGUUUGUCUAUAUCUGUAGGAAAAAAAAAGUCUGGAACGAAUUUGCCCCCGACAUGCUCGGGACAUUCAAAUGUGAAGAGAUCACCGAUGUUUAUUGCCAUAUAUCCUGUUGAUAAAUUAUUCUUGAAUUUCCAGUGUAGCAUUAUUUCACCCGCGUCGACACCAAGUUUAACUUUUUGUAAUUUUUUUCUGAAAAUUAAAUCCAUUGUCUGAUGAUUUUCUAGGCCUCCAGGGGCGUCAUCAAGAAAUAUAUCACCGGUGCAUUCUCUGCUCUUCUGCGUUAUGUUUCAGGUUAUCUUCUGAUUUCUCAUUGAUUGCCCAUUUUACCUCUCUGCUACCUAGAAGUACUAGAGAUAUGUCUGUAUAAAUGAUUGACCGAUAAUUAGAAUCUUCUGUUACGAAGUGUCCUUAAUUAAAUAAAUUGGAGAUUAAUUGAUGAAAUUUCGGCACAGGCAAGCUGCUUUCUGUCUUGCCAUGGAGAUUUCUGUAAUAAUGAAUUUUUGCCAUGUAAUUAAAAGCAUUGAGGCACUAUCUCCAAUGUGAUGUUUGAAUCUAUUGUCCCACAUCAUUUCUCUUAUUCAUUACCAGCCCCUCCAGUUUGAAGGCAAGAAACAGAGUGCGAAAAAAGGAUAAGGUCUCUGCAAAGCUCUUCAUAUUUCUUUGUCAAUCCAUCUGUAAUGUAGUGAAAAAAUUACCGGUGAUAUAGAAGCAUAUGACCUCAUGUGGUUUACUGAAACCUUCUUAUGUAUUUUUUUUUAACAUUUUUGAAUAUUAGAAGCAUUGACUGGACCACAAACAUCCCCGAAGGGGACAGAAGAACAGCGAACGCUGCAAACUGCCUUGGAAAGCAGUAAAAAGGCGGUAAUUCAAGGAAGCAUGGAUUGCCUACUCGUAAGUUAUAUUGCUUAAAUCGAGUCUUUUGGUAAUUUUUGUCCAUAUCUCAAAGUUUGCCAUUUAACACGUUAUAAUUGCGAAACUAAGAAAUCCUUUUUAGUGUGCACAUUUGCCAAGUAAUCCUGUUGUCUAGUUCUCACUUGGGAUCUGGGUUGCUUAAAGAGUUGCCAACAUGUGAGUAAAAUGUCUACAAGAAGCUACAUCCCAAUCAUACUGUGCUAAAAUCCUUUUGUUGAAAUUUUCUUAAUUUUAUCUUCCCAUCUGUCAUAUCUUCGCUUAUGCUGCAAAUCAGAUUCUAUUUUGACUACCUGCUGUGGUCAAGAUACAGUUGGCUGCUUAGGGAGUUCCAGCACCUUAACAUUUUGUUUGCAUAUGAAUUAGUCUGUUCAUUGGCAUCGGUUCAUACCAUUUUGUAUCUAAUCAUUCUAUAACGAUGACAUUCAUUUUUAAAUAAAUAAGAUGAAAACUAUUGGCCUUGCUCUUAAAUUGCUGACCUCUAUUUGGAUCGAUGAAAUUUAAAUCUGUGUACUCCAAUCACUGUCUUAUAUUGGUAAAAACUCUGGAAAAGUUCUAACCUGCGAAUAACAUUUCUUAUUUUUUCUUUAGACAAUUUUCUGUUACAUUUUGGUAGCACUUCUCUCGUAUAAUUUGUUCUCCUUUCAGGACUUUCGCCACCUUCUUGAUGAUACCUUUGAGCUCGUCACGAAGAUGAGAGACUUGAUCGUGGAUUGGGUGCAAGAAGGAUUUCAAGACUUCUUCAAGGCACUGAAUCGCCAUUUUCUCAUGCUCUGUGGAAAAAUUGAUAUUAUAAAAAAUCGUGUGAAUGCCGCAGAAGGGUUUCGGGCAGAGAAGGUGCAAACUGGCCUUGUUCUUGUCCUGGCCCAGCUUUCGAUUUUCAUAGAGCAAAGUGCAAUCCCUAGAAUUACCGAGGCAAGUAGUUUAUAGUGUGCUUGUUUCUUGUUUUUAUGGUUCAUCAACCACUUUGAAAGACUCUCAUUAAUAACUUUCAUUGCAGGAGAUUGCUGCUUCAUUUUCUGGAGGUGGUCUCAGGAGCUAUGAGUAUGGUCCUGCUUUUGUACCUGGAGAGAUCUGCCGUCUGUUUCGCUCUGCCAGCUCAAGCUUCUUGCAAAUUGUAAGAGCAGACCUUUUUUAAAAUAUUUAUUGUCAACAUUAGUAGUGCAAUGUUUAAGUUUAAUGGCAAUGCCUCUCUAGGGAAAAGCCUCUGACUGUGGGUGAAAAUGUUAAAGUUGAUAAAACUUUAAAGUGGAGAAACCUAAGUUGUAUUGAUGAUAAAACAAAUGAUAUCAUCGGUCGGGGUACAUGUGAAUCAUAUAACCUUUCUAAAACCUUAAACAAAUGACCAGAAUAAACUCAAUUUAGUACCUUAUCAGGGGAAAUUGCAUCCAGAAUGAAAGUUAACAUUGAAAUAAAACCAAAAGAAUGCGAUAGGACCAAGGAUUAAUAGCUAGAACUGGCUGUAUCAAAACAUUAGACUUUGAAGUUUCUAAUUUAUUAAGGUAUUCUGCUGUCUUGCACACCAUUGCUCAGUCUACUCUCAAGUUCUUUUUUGAUGUCAGCCAGUUGUUCAAUCUACUGUCCAUUUUAUCAAUACUUAUCGAGUAUGCAGUUUACAUGUUGAAUUCAUAAGUGCGAAACAUACAUCGCUGCAUUUACUUAAUUUUUAACCAUUUUUUCUUGGAUCAAUUUCACUUUGGUUUACUAAGAUCAUAAGGGACAUCUCCUUUAAAUUAUUAUAGAACCUGCACACUGAGAAACAGAAAUCCCUGAUGGAAGCAGGAAUCUUGCAUAUUGUUGAAUUAGAGGUUGAGAGUGUAUGCAUGAUAAUUUGGGUGCUUGUACGAGGGGAGUCUUUGCCUAAUCCUUUUGUUUGCGGUUUCUGGAAAAGAGUAGUUUGACUGUAGCAUUGGUAAUUUUCCAAAGUUACCUAACGAUGUCCUCGUAUGAAAAAUACUGCUAUGUGAAAAUUACCACAAAGAAUAUAUCCUAAAUAUCGUUCUAUAUGGCAGCAUCCUCUAAUGAGGGUCGAUGUGUGUUCAUGUAGACUGGUAGAGAUGUAUUCUGUGUGACAUCUAUUAUAUAGAUCGAAACAUUAAUGGUUUUUCUCGGGUGCGCGUAGAAAUUUCGAUGUGAACACCGGAAAUUUGUGGGAAAGAAUUAGAUGUAGAAUGGAUCUAAAGGGGGGACAAAAUGCCAUUGAAUUGACUUUUCUGAUUAGAUUAUGCAAUUGGGCCUCAUAUUUUUAUGGAAAAGAAGCGACCAAGUGCGCUGAAGAUUACAAAUUUAAUGAACGGCAAUGUAGUCCUGCGGGGAACGAUUCAACGUUAAUGAAACUUUGAAAAUUUCUUAUGUUGGUUGGGAAAGGAAUUCUUUUGGUACUACUUACCAUUCAGCGUUAUUUUUUCUCCACGGACGAUUUUUUGCCAAAUUCUGACUUAUUUGGUAGAGCAGAGUUAAUCUUUUUGUCAUCUUCAGCCAGUCGAAGACAAUAGUUUCCCUUGGUGGUAAACUGAACUGUUCUGUCACUCUCGUUUUAUUCUAAUUAUCAUGUAUCUUAUUUUUCUCUUACUAUUGGCAGUAUAUUACCAUGAGAACUCAGAAAAUUUCUACAUUGCUGAAAAAGAGGUUCAUGGCGCCUAACUGGAUCAAGGUAAAGGCUUUCUAGCUGUAUUUUGAACUACCUAAGACUGCCAGUUGUAUUUCAAUAUCGUACAUAACGAUUUUCAUGAAUUUUCAACAGCAUAAGGAACCAAGAGAAGUUCACAUGUUUGUCGAUUUACUUCUUCAAGAGGUGAGUACUUGUCGUUGACUUUUCAUCUGUUGAAGUCCGUUGCACUGUCAACGAGGCUAAUUACUCAGAAUGAAGACAAAAAGUCAAAUGCCUUAUUCCUUCGAUUGGGCUGUUCAUCCCAGUGACGAAAAAAAAAAAAAAAACUAGUUUGCGUCUCUUUGCCUGUAAUAGAGCGUUGGGACACUCCAUCACUUGACAUGAAUUAUGUUGAGACAUAAUUAUAUGCUUAUACGCUCAGUCUUAUCAACAUCGUUCAUGUUAGGCAAAAAAGAUGAAAACUGUGUUGGACGGGGUAGAAAUCACCCUGAAAACUGUUGGUUCUAUCUAUCUAUUUAGGUGAUUGUAUUAUUGCCUUUAUUCUUCAUCUCUGUCCACACCAAAAAAUUUAUCAAAGAUCUGUAAAAUACCUUUAAUGGAAAUAGGACGUCUGGGAUUGUCUAUUUAUAGUAUGACCCGAGUGCAAAAUAUGGAAUAUUAUUGUAUCUUGAUGUUCUUCAAGAUAAUGUCUAUCAGAACUGAGAAAAUGUACCUAAAAAAAGAAAAUUGCUUAAAAGAGAGCCUUUCUUGCGUUAGAUGUCAGUGGCGAUUGUGUUCCUUUAACGAAUUCAUGUUUUUUCUCUGACAGUUGCACGGAGUUGGAGCUGAAGUUAGACAGCUUUUGCCUUCUGGUCUCACUCAGAGACACCAUCGAACUGAAAGCACUGGAAGCACCAAUUCUUCUCGCAGCAAUCCACUGCGUGAAGAUAAAAUCAGCCGCUCAAACACCCAACGUGCUAGAAGCCAACUUCUGGAGAGCCAUCUCGCAAAGUUAUUCGAGCAAAAAAUGGAGAUAUUCACGAAGAUUGAGCACACAGAGGUACAGAUCCCUCAUUGUUUCAGAUUUUACUGAAAAUAUCCUAGCAGGCUCAUGAUGAAAUAAAGUGGAAAACAUUUUAACAUUACUCAAGAUGCUGUCUUUCUCUCUCUAGAAAAACUGUUUCUGGUGAACGCCAGCUCAGAAAAUACUUCCUAAAAUUUCGGAAUCUAGUUUUUGGUACAUUAUUUCUCUCUCGAGGAAAACUGUUUCUGGUGAAUGUCAGCUCAGGAAAGACUUCCCAAAACUUCGGAAUCUAGUUUCUUGUACAUUAUUUCUCUCUCUAGAAAAAUUGUUUCUGGUGAAUUCCAGCUCAGGAAAGACUUCCUAAAACUUCAGAAUCUAGUUUUUUGUACAUUAUCUUUCUAAUGAUUUCAUUGAAAUGGGCCGCUUGAAUAUUUCCGUUUUUCUUCUUAUCGGAUCGAGGGGAAAUUUGGCAUUUAUUCCUGGAUCUAGAUUUUUCGAUUUUUGUACAUUAUAUUUCUAUUUUCGCCUUUUGGAUAAAGUUCAUAUGCCCAGGGGGCGCCAUCUUCUCUUGAUUUCUGCUGACUUGCAAUCUGAUAAUUAGUCGGAUAAUUUCCAAUUUGGUCAAAUGACGAACAUAAUAUAGAUCAGAAGCUGACGCCAGCAUUCGACAUUUCAGGAAUCAAUCGUAUCCACUAUUGUGAAGCUAUCCCUGAAGAGCAUACAGGAGCUGGUUCAGCUGCAGACACUCAAUCGAAGUGGGUACCAACAAAUCCAGCUGGACAUCGAAUUCCUGAAGAACCCAUUGAAAGAAAUCGUCCACGAUGAGGCUGUGAUUGAUUUCCUGCUAAAAGAGGUAAGAGACCUUUUCUUUUUUCUAUAAUAUGUUAAUUUAUAUUUCAAUAUAAUUAAUAUGUCGAUUAAUUUCUGGAUCUGCAGGUAACUAAUGCUGCUCACGAACGGUGCCUCGAUCCAAUCCCUUUGGAGGCGCCGAUCAUCGACAAGCUCAUCCAGGCAAAGUUGGUCAAGAACAAGGAGCCGAAUUCCCGGUAA
Molecule: messenger RNA, 14288 nt
Organism: Spirodela intermedia
Lineage: Eukaryota; Viridiplantae; Streptophyta; Magnoliopsida; Alismatales; Araceae
Source: the annotation of a GenBank genome assembly